AUUAAAUAAUCAAUAAAAAUGGCUAGAACUAAGUAAACUGCAAGAAAGAGCACUGCUGGUAAUAAAAAACCAACUAAACAUUUGGCUACCAAGGCUGCAAGAAAGACUGCACCAGCUGUUGGAGCUACUGGAGGUUUAAAGAAACCCCACAAAUUCAGACCAGGAACUGUCGCCCUCAGAGAAAUCAGAAAAUACUAAAAGUCAACUGAAUUGUUGAUCAGAAAACUUCCAUUCUAAAGAUUGGUCAGAGAAAUCGCACAUGAAUUCCAAAAGGAACUCAGAUUCUAAAGCUCAGCUGUCUUGGCACUUUAAGAAGCUGCUGAAGCUUACCUCGUUGGAUUAUUUGAAGACACCAACUUGUGUGCUAUUCAUGCAAGAAGAGUCACAAUUAUGUCAAGAGAUAUCUAAUUGGCCAGAAGAAUCAGAGGAGAAAGAUUCUGAUCAAUUAAUAUUAUAUUCAAUUAAAUGUGUUCAUCUCUUUUAAUGCAAAA
This is a messenger RNA of Paramecium octaurelia, 491 nucleotides long. The record is from the annotation of a GenBank genome assembly. Lineage: Eukaryota; Ciliophora; Oligohymenophorea; Peniculida; Parameciidae.